Molecule: messenger RNA, 3718 nt
Organism: Scleropages formosus (Asian bonytongue)
Lineage: Eukaryota; Metazoa; Chordata; Actinopteri; Osteoglossiformes; Osteoglossidae
Gene: trappc12
Product: trafficking protein particle complex subunit 12
Exons: 12
Coding region: 76-2484 (802 amino acids)
Cellular component (GO): TRAPP complex; Golgi apparatus
Molecular function (GO): protein binding
Source: RefSeq, a predicted model, not a curated record
GUCUACGUUGUCGCUGAGUUAAACCGGAUGUGUUCCGCUACCACUUUGAUCUCAGAGGCAGCUGCGUAAAGAGCAAUGGAGGGGCAUGAAAACCAAACUCAAAGGCCUGUGACUCUGGACAUUGUUGGAGAAACAGGGAUGGAACCAAAAGAAGCACCUGCCCCCGCCGAGGUCGGGUCUGAUCAACCCCCUGAGGCCCUAUUCCAAGAGGAGAACAUCGACCUUGAUGGAGAGGCUUUUGUCACCCCUGAUGAUGAAAGCACAUCUGAGAACAUGCUGGACAAACUGAACGACCAGAUGAUGGAGAGUGUCAUGAUAUCGGACUCGCCCAACAACAGCGAGGAUGACGCUGGCCAGAUGGAGUCGUUGCUGGAGCAGUUUGAGGAGGGAGAGGAGAUCGAAAUGAAGGGGCUGGAGCAGCAGCAGCAGCAAGAGGAGAAGAGAGAAAAUGCUGCUGUGGUGCCAGACAUAAGGGUGGAACCUGAGGAGGCAUCACCUAGCGUUCCAGAUCAGGAUGCCCCGCCCAAGAACAUAGAAGGGGAAUCAACGACGGGUAACAAAAUGCAGACUGAGUCUGUGCAGCGGCCGGAGGACGUGCCCAGCCCGAGUAGUGUAGGAACUCAGGAAUCGCCACAGGACAUUAGCAAGGACACACCCAAAGAGGAAACCAUACCUGUCUGCACUAUCUUCAGCCAGGGGAACCAACAGAAACCACAAGGUCAGGCGCUGGUGCCGGACGGCUUUGAGCCAGCACUGGUCAAGUCCCCAAGCUUUAGCAGUAGCGUGGAAACCUCCAACAAAGUGCCCCCCCUGGUCUGCCAGCCGAGCCCCAGCCUUAGCAAGUUCUUCACAGACAAUGGGCAUGUCAACCCCGCCUCUGACUUCUUUGACUCUUUCACGACAUCCUCAUCCUGUAUCUCCGUCAGCAACCCCAACGCCGAGUCGCUUCCGGGUGCUGGUGCACCUGAGCGCCAUCUUUCCUCCUCUGGGGCCUCCUCCACCCCUUCUGCGACUGGUCAGGAGCCCCGGACCCCCACUUUCUUUCUGGGUCUCUCUGCCCCAGAGUCUCCAGGUCAGCCUACCCCAGCAGAAGCCACACCCCCAUUUGCCCAGCUGCAGGCAGUUUUCUCAGGCAGCGACGACCCAUUUGCCACAGCGCUAAACACAAGUGAGGUGGAUCGGAGGUAUGAUGCUUGGCUGCCUUCAGAGGAUACCAGGAAGGUCUUGAUCUCUGUGGCCACGCAGCAGCACAGCCCUGUAUUUGUGGAUCGAGACAGUCUUACCAUGCCAGGGCUCAAGUUUGAUAAUCUACAGGGUGAUGCCGUGAAGGACCUGAUGUUGCGAUUCCUCGGUGAGCAGGCAGCUAUGAAGAGGCAAGUUCUCACUGCCAGUUCAGUGGAGCAGUCCUUUGUUGGGCUCAAGCAGCUAAUUAGCACCAAGAACUGGAGAGCAGCGGUGGACCUCACGGGCCGGCUACUGACAGCUCACGGUCAAGGGUAUGGCAAGAGUGGUCAGCCCACCAGCCACAGCACUGACUCCCUACAGCUCUGGUUUGUACGCCUGGCUCUUCUCACAAAGUUAAGCUUGUUCCAGAACGCAGAGCUGGAGUUCGAACCCUUCGGCAACCUGGACCAACCAGACCUGUACUAUGAGUACUACCCUUCUGCGUACCCCGGCCGCCGAGGGUCCAUGGUCCCAUUCUCCAUGCGUGUCCUGCAUGCCGACCUCCCCCAGUACCUGGGCAAACCUCAGGAAUCCUUGGACCGGUUGCACAGCAUGAAGACGGUGUGCCGACGGAUUCUGGACAACUUGGAGCAGGGCAUGGCUGAAGACGGCAGCAUGAUCACCAUAACACAGGAGAACCGCCAAGCCUCUAUUCAGCUGUGGAGGUCACGUCUGUGCAGGGUGAUGUACUCCAUGGCAAACUGUCUGCUAAUGAUGAAGGACUAUGUGUUGGCCGUGGAGACGUACCAAUCCAUCAUCCAGUACGAGCCGGAGCAGAAAGCCCAGCUCUUGAGCGGAAUCGGGAGGAUAUUCCUGCAGAUCGGAGACAUCAAAACAGCUGAGAAAUACUUCCAGGAGGUGGAGAAGGUGUGUCAGGCCAAGGGGAACGGUUCGACUCUGAGCACCUGCAUCCUAAUGAACAGGGCGUUUGUGUACCUCAGUCAGAAUAACUAUGCAGAAGCACACGCCACCUUCUCAGAUGUCCUGAAACUCGACCCCAAAAAUCCCGUGGCAAACAACAACGCGGCCGUGUGCCUGCUGUACCUGGGCCGGCUGAAGGAGUCCCUGGGCCAGCUGGAGUGUCUUGUGCAGCAGGACCCCACGUUCUACCUGCACGAGAGCGUGCUCUUCAACCUCACCACCAUGUAUGAGCUGGAGUCCUCCCGCAGCACACAGAAAAAGCAGGCCCUGCUCGAGUCAGUGGCCUGCCGCGAGGGCGACAGCUUCAACACGCAGUGUCUCAAACUGGUCUCCAGCUAGCACCCCCUACAGGCAGCCAUGCAACUGUAGUAUUCCUCGGUGGCAUACAUAGCCACGGAGUGAUAGAAACCGGCUCUCCGUACCACCUCUGUAACCCCAAAGUGCUGUUUUUCUGUCUUUACUAGAGUCUAAGGUGUCACAUUCAACAGUUAGGGAGGAGCUUAUUGCAGCAUUCAGCUGUUUUUACCUGUGGAAUUUGUAUACUUAAAACCUAGGCAACUUUUUAAAAACACAAUGUAUGGGAUGCAAUGUAACUGUGGUCUUUGUGGAAACAAUGUAAAAUAAACCUGUAUAUAUAUUCCUUAGAAACUUGACAUGUAAAAUAGCUUUAAAGUUUUAACUGUUUAUAUGUUGUCUAUACUUAUACUAAAGAAGUGAUGCUCUGGAUGCUACAAAAGGAAUUUUACUGAUUUAAGUGCAUUGAUUUUCAAACUAAUUUUGCUUUAGCUGGUUAUAAAACUGACAAAGUUUGAAUGUAUGGACAGUGAAGUAGGAUGUCGUAUGUAUAUGAAGUGAACAUGGAAAAUGUUUGCAGCAGCAGACUAACAUUACCUUUUGAUAAGCAAUGGAUUUCUAUGACAAUGGCUGUACCAGGGAAUGUGUGAACUGCAUAUUCUGCCUGUUGUUUAAACAUUUUUCUCUGCACACACCAGCUAAUUUAAUGUUAGUAAACUGUUUGAACAUACAGAUCACCCCAGCCUAAGGUAGCUUGGUGGUCACACAUCUGUAUGAACAAGCAGAAUAAUUCUCAAGACUGACUUGUAACCUGAAUAUUGUCAGUUCAAGUGUCACUUUCCUACGGCUCUGCCCUUGGCUAAUGUAAUUUAACAUGAAUUCAUACAGUAAGAAUACCCUGCAAGUGGCACACGAGGUAGCACUGCUGCCAAACUGACCUGCUUUGCUGUAGGUUUGAAUCCAACUCAGUAUGCCGGUUGCAUGUUCUCCUUAUGUGGUUUUCCCCCAACAGUCUAAAGACAUGUUUCAGGUGCCAGUGACAUCUUGCUCUUAAGGUGGGUCUUAUAGUCUCGCUUUAGACAAAUUAGUGUGCCUCUCUUCCAAGUGGUCAGCUUUGUGUAGAACUUUUACACUAUGAAGGAUACAAACAGAAACACACCUGGGCUAUUUAGCCCAGCUUUAAGUGCACAUCAGUAUAGACUUGUUUGCAUGACAAAAAAGCACUGUAUCCCUCCAUCUGUAUUAUCAAUAAAACACUGUUGGGUUGUAAAAGGAAACA